Molecule: messenger RNA, 4700 nt
Organism: Anneissia japonica
Lineage: Eukaryota; Metazoa; Echinodermata; Crinoidea; Comatulida; Comatulidae
Product: solute carrier family 12 member 4-like
Exons: 24
Coding region: 137-3493 (1118 amino acids)
Biological process (GO): potassium ion import across plasma membrane; chloride transmembrane transport; chemical synaptic transmission
Cellular component (GO): membrane
Molecular function (GO): potassium:chloride symporter activity
Source: RefSeq, a predicted model, not a curated record
CACAACGACGACGUCGAUGAUAUCGCCGACGUGAAAAAGGCGAAUACUGUAACUUGCUCGGAGAAGUUGUUCAGACUUUAGCCGACGCUUUUUAGAAGAAAAGUGUUGUACUUUAUUACGAAAUUCAAUGUAAAGAAUGUCUCAACGAUUUACUGUAACCCGACCAAAUAUACAAGCUGACAACGAGCAUGAGGUAGAAAUCGUAGGGGGUAAAACCACAUCUAUUCAAGCAGAGAACGACCCCGCUGGAGGAGGUGCGUCAGCGAAGAAUGGCAAAAAAUACACAAGGUUGAUUGACAGUCGUGGCGGCGAUUUUUACGGUAGUUUUGCUGGCUACAGUGAGGAGGGUGCCCCCUUUGUGAAUGAUGCAGAAAAAGGUGUCACUAACGACGGCAAUUUGGCCCUCUAUGAGGAUGAUUUUAAGCACAGGCCGAAAAUAUCCUCAUUACUGAAUACAUUGGCCAAUUACAAGACACUGCCAGAGCAUACCCAAGAGCCAGAAGGCAGAGACAAGCAAGUAAAGAAUGCAGCACCUCAGAUGGGAACUUUGAUGGGUGUAUACCUACCUUGUCUGCAAAACAUUCUCGGCGUUAUCUUGUUUAUCCGUUUAACAUGGAUUGUAGGCAAUGCUGGAGCACUUGAAAGUUUCUUCAUUAUACUCAUUUCAUGUGCAACCACUUCUUUAACUGCCAUCUCAAUGAGUGCGAUAGCAACAAAUGGUGUUGUUCCAGCUGGAGGUUCGUAUUUUAUGAUCUCCAGAGCUCUAGGACCCGAGUUCGGUGGCGCUGUUGGUGUCCUUUUCUAUCUUGGUACAACAUUUGCUUCCUCCAUGUAUAUUCUUGGUGCCAUUGAGAUCUUGCUUAUAUACAUAGCUCCUCCAAUCGCAAUUUUUGAUGAAGAUGGAAGUGGAACUACGAGUAAUUCACCAGACAUGUUGAACAACAUGCGAGUCUAUGGAACAGUCAUUUUAUUGAUUCUCUCGCUUCUUGUAUUUGUCGGUGUCAAGUAUGUGAACAAGUGUGCCCUCUUGUUUCUUUUCUGCGUUAUUGUCUCCAUCUGUUGUAUAUACAUCGGUGUCUUUGUACCCAACGAUUUGCAGUUUUGUUGUUUAGAUGGCAAUAUAUCUUUGACUACUGAAUAUCGAUCUGUUGAAGAAUGUACGUUUUAUGUACAAGGAAACACAUCUCACCUUAGUGACCUUGGAAUGACUUUCUGCGAUGCAAAUGAUGUAGUUGGCGAUGAAUGUUCCAGUUUCCUAAAGAAGCAUUAUGUCAACAUGACAGAUGCAAUACCAGGUCUUGGAAAUGGAUUAUUCAAAGAAAAUUUGAAGAAUUUAUACCGAGCAGGUGGAGAGGUGUUACCACGACAACUUCCAAAUGGCGGUGGGUCGGAAGUAGUGGCUGACAUUACAACAUCUUUUACUAUACUCCUAGCCAUCUUCUUCCCAUCAGUAACUGGUAUAAUGGCGGGAAGCAACAGGUCAGGUGAUCUCAAAGAUGCGCAGUUUUCAAUUCCACGUGGUACACUUGGAGCCAUCUUUACCACCAGUUUCAUCUAUAUGACAUGUGUGCUCUUCUUUGCUGGUGCGGUAAGAGGAGAAAUCCUUCGAGAUAAAUUCGGUGAAAGUAUAGAUGGCAGACUUCUUGUAGCCAACAUAGCGUGGCCUUCAGAAUGGGUCAUUUUGAUUGGUUCGUUCUUAUCCACCAUUGGAGCUGGACUUCAAAGUUUGACCGGAGCCCCUCGGUUACUGCAGGCUAUUGCUAAAGAUAACAUCAUUCCAUUCCUAUCUGUGUUCGGUAAAGGCUCAGCGACAGGUGAACCCACUUGGGCUCUACUUUUGACGGUUGCUAUCUCCGAACUCGGAAUUGUUAUCGCAAAGCUUGACUCAGUUGCUCCUAUAAUCACAAUGUUUUUCUUGAUGUGUUACAUGUUCGUGAACCUAGCGUGCGCACUGCAAACGUUGUUGAAGACACCUAACUGGCGCCCUCGUUUUAAGUACUACCAUUGGUUGCUGUCGUUCAUCGGCAUGAUUAUGUGUGUGUCUCUGAUGUUUAUAUCUAGUUGGUAUUAUGCCCUGGCAGCAAUGGCGCUAGCUGGGUGCAUAUAUAAGUACAUUGAAUACAGAGGGGCUGAAAAGGAGUGGGGAGAUGGUCUGCGUGGUUUGUCAUUACAAGCAGCAAGAUAUAGCUUACUAAGGCUGGAGGAAGGCCCACCACACACAAAAAAUUGGAGGCCUCAGGUCUUAGUUCUUUGCAAGAUGGAUGAGAAUCUAAUUCCUAAACAUCGCAAGCUGUUAAGUUUUGCCAGCCAGUUAAAAGCAGGUCGUGGUUUGACCCUCGUCAGUUCCGUCAUUCCAGGUGAUUAUGCUGCUAAAUACCCAGAAAGCCAAGCAGCUGCACAGGAACUGAAAAAAGUGAUGAUAGAAGAAAAAGUAAAAGGGUUUCACCAGCUUCUCAUUGCUAAAGAUGUCAGCGAGGGUAUAUCUGCAUGUGUGCAGAUGUCUGGUUUAGGUGGACUACAACACAACACUGUAAUUGCCGGGUGGCCCUACGGCUGGCGACAGUCUACUGAUGAAAGAUCAUUUAGAGUUUUUCUUGAUAUUGUACGUAAUGUAUCAGCAAUGCAUAACGCUCUGCUUGUGCCAAAGAACAUCAUGCUGUUCCCAAGCAACGACCAGAAGCUGGAAGGCGGUAGCAUAGAUGUGUGGUGGAUAGUCCAUGAUGGUGGAAUGUUGAUGUUGUUGCCAUUUCUUCUGCGACAGCACAAAACCUGGAGGAAUUGUACAAUGAAGAUCUACACUGUAGCACAAAUGGAAGAUAAUAGUAUACAGAUGAAGAAAGAUUUGAAGACAUUCCUUUAUCAUUUGAGAAUUGAUGCUGAGAUUGAAGUUGUUGAGUUGCCUGGUUGUGACAUCUCGGCUUACACCUAUGAGAGAACGCUAUUGAUGGAGCAGAGGAACCAACUGUUACGACAGAUGAAACUUACUCGUAAAGAAAGCUUAUAUGAUGCCCAAGGUAUUGUUGACCUCCAUCAUAUUCCACGUAGCGAACAUGAGAAUGAGCCUGUUGAAAGAACAACAGAACGCAAGGUUCGGUUUGCACGUCAAGAAUCGUCACCAUUUGAUGAUCCUGAAAACGAGGAAGUGUUGAAGGUUACCGAGUUAGCUGAUAUUAGUGAGGUCGCUGAACCAGACUCUGUUAACUUGAUAGACACAGAACCAGAGGAAGCGACUCCUAGUACUACGGAUGGAUUAUUAAAUAUCACACCAUCGGAUCGGAAUGUGAGAAGGAUGCAUACAGCCGUGCGAUUGAAUGAGAUCAUUGUGGAGAAGUCGCACAAGGCCCAGCUUGUUAUAUUGAAUUUGCCAGGACCACCAAAGCUUCAACGUAAAGAACAAAACUAUAUGGAAUACCUUGAAGUUUUAACCGAGGGUCUUGAGCGUGUUUUAAUGGUACGCGGAGGAGGUCGUGAAGUUAUUACCAUCUAUUCCUAAAAAGCCAUUCAUAUCCACCGAGUGUUCAAUCAUUUUAAUACUUCAACUCAGGACCAUCAAAUUUCCAAAUGCAUGGAAUGAACUAUUCCCCUGAUCCCUUGUAUUUUUGCAACAUGCACUGUAUUUUAAACAAACUUUUACCUUGCAUGUAUAAACUGUAUUUUAUUGUUGAUAAUAUCAGUUGUCCAGUUGGAAAUUCAUCCUUAUUGUACUAAUACUGUACACUCUUUCUGGUAUCUGUGUUGUCCAGUACAGUACUUAAUUAAAUCUUUACAAUUUUUCAUUCCAUGGCCUGUAUCAGAUCAUAUUUUUCAAAAGUAAAAACUCAACUACCUUACAUUCAUAUAUGCAAUUGAUCACUGGCAGCUGGUGGCCACUGAUAUGAGUUGGCGUGGUUGGGCAUCGCUCAAAAUAUCCCGAAAGCACCCAAAACUCUUGACAAUUUUGGGGUUUCAAAAGGCUUACUCUAUUGAUUUUAGAGUCUACUAAUAUGUAGAAAAUACAUAUAAUUUCUUUUUCUCCCCAACGGUGGGCUCUGUCCCCCCUGGCGCCACCCCUGGUCACUGGUUGAUAUCAGGUGGCCACUGAUACCAGAUGGCUGUUGAUAACAGGUGGCCCCUGGUUACAAGUGGUUUGUUGAUCACAUGAGCCACUGACACCAGGUGACCAUUUAUUGGUUAUGGCUACUGAAAGCAUGUGGAUAUUAUUAACAUGUGGUCACUGGUUGAUAUCAGGUGGCCACGGAUAGCAGAUGGCUGUUAAUAACAGGUGGCCCCUGAUGUUGAUAACAUGAGCCACUGAUAAUAAUAAUAAUAUGUCGUUCUUUUAUAGCGCUAAAAUACCAGGUGACCAAUUAUUGGUUAUGGCUACUGAAAACAUGAUUAAUAGCACUGUUGUGCUAGAAAAGCUAUGUCUGUUAGGUAGGAUAUAGAGCUGUAUCCAGGAUUGCCAUUAGGAGGGUAUAUGGGUGCACAAAUAUGUGUCAAAGCCAUUGGAUUGCAGCUUAGGUAUUGCAGGGGUUCUGAGGGCUUUUAAAAGUCAUUAUGUCUGUCUUAAGUUGUUAGCUUGCGAUAGACUGAUUAAUCAGUGUAGUAAAUCAAAAUGCUAUGAUAGAGCAUAGGGAAUUUUUAUGCCUCCAGCUGCAGUGUAUAUGUAUUUCUAUACAAUAUAGAAUUGACCAAUUGCCAGACUAAAGUUUAAAUAUAUU